CGUGGUUUGUAUUAAUGGUACAGUCUCUCGACGUCCUGCGCGGGAGCGGAAAACGUGCAUCAGACUGUGCGGAAAAGCAUCGUUGUGUUUUGUAUGUGAAAAUUAGUGCUACAUCAACCCCGCAUCACAAAGUAUUUCAGCUUGCUCAUACGAUCAGCAUGGCAAGAGAUUGGAAACCCGGUGAUCUGAUCUUCGCCAAGAUGAAGGGAUACCCCCACUGGCCUGCAAGAAUUGACGAAGUCCCAGAUGGUGCGGUGAAACCAUCCAACAUCAAGUUUCCCAUCUUCUUUUUCGGCACCCAUGAAACAGCAUUUCUCGGUCCAAAGGAUAUCUUUCCAUACCUGCCCAACAAAGAGAAGUACGCCAAACCCAACAAGAGGAAAGGCUUCAAUGAAGGAUUGUGGGAGAUUGAGAAUAACCCAAAGGUUGAGCUCACUGCACCCAAGCCAGUUCCUCCAGAAUCUUUCAGCGCUGAAAAGGACUCAGACAGCAGUCCAGAAGGAGAAGACGACGCAGAGGACAAGGAUGUAAAAUCCAAAGUCCCAGGAAGUGAGGCUGAGAAUGAGGAGGAGGAGGAUGAUGAGCAGGAGCAGGAGGAGGAAAGGUCUCUGAUGUCUGAGCAGGGUCCUCAGAACCAGGAUGGUUCUGUUCAGAAAGAGUCCAUGGAUGGUUCCAAACCAAAGAGAGGAAGAAAGAAAAAGGGUGAGGGUGACAUGGAAACUGAAAAAGAUGAUGCUCCUGCCAGUCCUGCUAGUCCCUCAGGCGGAGACGCUCCAAAACGAAGAGGAAGAAAACCCAAAAGUGACAAGCUGCUUUUGCUCCAGGAAAACCAGGGCUCAGGAAGUGAAAUGGAAUCUGCUGAUUCAGACAGAAAAAGAAAGAGGGCGGCGGAGGAUAAAUCAAAGAGUGGCGAGGACGAGAAGAAAAAGAAGAAGGAUGACGGUAAAGGAGCAGACGCAGAGGCCAAGGAGCCUGACGCAAAGAAGAAGAAACAGUCUAAAGACGACAGCUGCUCUGGCUCCGACGAUGAAGAGAAAAACAAAGGCAAAAAGAAACAGCAAAACACAGAAGCGGACAAAGAUGUGAAGAGGCGGAAAGCAGAUGAAUCGAGAGAAACAAAUAAAGACGAUGGAAAGAAAAAUGAUGAGAAGACAGGAGUGAAGAAAAAGGAAAUGUCAACUGACUUGAAGCUGCAGAGGCUGCACAGCGAAAUUAAGAUUUCACUGAAAAUUGACAACCCUGAUGUAAAGAAGUGCUUGGAUGCGUUGGAUGAAAUCGGCGCCCUGCAGGUCACGACCCAACAUCUGCAGAAACACAGUGAACUCAUCGCCACACUCAAAAAGAUCCGCAGAUUCAAGGCCAGCCAGGACAUCAUGGAUAAGGCCACCAUGUUAUACAACAAAUUCAAGAGCAUGUUCCUGGUGGGAGAAGGUGACUGUGUGCUCAGCCAGGUGCUCAACAAGUCCUUAGCUGAACAGCGGCAGCAUGAGGAGGCCAAGAAAGGAGCACUGAAGAGAGUCGAACAAGCCAGAGAAAACACAGACAAGAUGACAAACGGUGAUGUAAGCCCCGAGGAGAAGAAGCAGGAAACGGAAAGGGAGAAGCCUGCGGACGACAGUUCAACAGGAGAAAAUCACAGUGCCCCAAAAACCCAGGAGGAAUCCACCUGAGUAUUCAGAUGGCCUGAGGAGAAGAAGAGAGACUUGCUGCUGUAUUCACAUAGACUUUGCCCGAGCUGGGCUCAGCCACUGGGAUCUGACGUCCAGCUCCUUUUGAUGACUGAUAAUGACGAGUUGUUUCAAGUUGACUGUUUCUUUCAGUGUUGCUGCUCAAAGGUUUCAGUAGAUCAAACCCACUUUGAUUCACAAGACCAGGACUGACUGCAAAGUGUAUUUUAUUUUUUACUAUAUUUUGUGUAACGCUAUCCUUUACAGACCUUGUUCAACACACAUCGCCACAUCUGUUAAGUCUGAAUAAUGAUCUUUUGGAUCUGCGGCACUGUGAUCUUAAUGUGCAUGCUCGCAAAUGCUGCGUUUCCACUACGUAGAACGGGCUUGACUUGACUCGGGUAUCAGGUCCUAUUCCUGGAGACCAUUUCCAUUACAGGAUACUGCCGACUUUAGAGUACCUGGACGUCAUAGCAAUCUGGCGCGUUACUUCCGUGUUGUAGCUCAGAGAGUUGCUGAUAAACUCGCUUGUUAGAUGUUGCUCCGUCAAGCUCAUGCUGAAUUUUUACAUCUGAAUCUCCUCCAUAGUGUAGUUUUCGGGCUGUCAUCACGUGGAUUAACCUACCGCUAUAUUUACUGUAAACUUCUGCAUCUGUUUUUUUGUAAAACGGCAGGUCACAUAGACAACUCUCUGACCAAUCAGUGGUCUGCAGUGUUUAUACGUCACAUUUUAGUAUCUGGU
This is a messenger RNA of Sphaeramia orbicularis (orbiculate cardinalfish), 2409 nucleotides long. RefSeq names its product PC4 and SFRS1 interacting protein 1a (gene psip1a). The transcript has 17 exons. The record is from RefSeq and is a predicted model, not a curated record. The coding region runs from base 15 to 1670 and encodes 551 amino acids. NCBI's taxonomy places the organism in Eukaryota, Metazoa, Chordata, Actinopteri, Kurtiformes, Apogonidae.